Apaloderma vittatum (bar-tailed trogon) is the source of this 690-nucleotide messenger RNA. It is a transcript of the gene REP15, whose product is annotated as RAB15 effector protein. Lineage: Eukaryota; Metazoa; Chordata; Aves; Trogoniformes; Trogonidae. Gene Ontology annotation, biological process: receptor recycling. The record is from RefSeq and is a predicted model, not a curated record.
AUGGGCUGGAAGGUCUCCUGUGAGGACAACCAGAACAAGGCUGAAAUUUUAGGCAUCUGUGAAGUCUUCGGUCAAGGUGUGGUCCAUGCAUCUCAAAUGCUGAAGGACUAUCUCAGUUUCAUGGAUCCUCAGAGCAAAUUCCAUCCAGCCACGGACAUGCUGAGAGAGAUCUUUUUGGUCGACUUCGUCAGCUUCUGUGAAAAGGGAGUGGAGGAAUGUAUCAUCACCAGCAAAAUGACCAAGCAGCAGACCUCCCUGUUCGGGGUGGACUGGAUCUGGACUCUCUCUGGAGCUGACAAGCAAAUCAAACUUCAGAUCACCGUGCAGGCUUCACAGCCAGCUGAGCUUUUCCAUAGCAAAGGUGGCCCCACUGACGUGGCAGAGGACUGCUGCUGGGAAGCUGCCCUGGCAGAUGAGAACUUCCGAAACAGGAGCAGGUUUGAGAAGCCAGCGGAGUUCUGCCGCCUGGUGGGUCAGAACUGCCUGGGCUUGUUCAUCGUGUUUGGUGUGCGAGGGAAGCCAAAGGACAGCUGAGGAGUCAUGCUAGACAGUAUUGCCAAGGAGGAGCAAAAAUGCCAGCAAUUUGUCACCAGGACUGACAGCUUCCUGCCCGCAAAAGACAUGUUCGACUGCCUCAGCGCAAAAAACAGGCUGAAGGAGGUGGGCAAUGUGCACAUAAGCUUUCUGUAA